Molecule: messenger RNA, 1198 nt
Organism: Osmia lignaria (orchard mason bee)
Lineage: Eukaryota; Metazoa; Arthropoda; Insecta; Hymenoptera; Megachilidae
Source: RefSeq, a predicted model, not a curated record
CUGUCAGAGUUGUCCGUUCGGUUAGGCCGCAGGACGAGUUGUCUCCGUAGAAAAGUCUAUGGUGGUAGUAGUAGCUCGCGACUCUUUACCGUGAUCAUUUUUCCUCUGUCUUUCGACGACUUUUCGCGCACAAUCAAUAACCGAUAAACGUGCGUCUGUUACGCGCCACUGUGUUACACGUGCACGCGUAUGCAUCGCUGGUACACGUGUCCCGUCAUCGUUGACAGGUGUAAACCGUCCUAGUGUUGUUUUCAUUCGUCCUGUACUCUCGUGAUUCGGUGAUAAACAAAAGGUUGGUGAACGACGAAGGUCCUCGUACGACGCGCACGAAUCGAUGCGACCUGGAUCACGAAUAAUCGUCGACCGUACCUGCGAAUACAUCAGUGUGAUAUGUGAACUGGAUAACGACACUUUCCACGGGUUAUCUCGCUCCUGCGUCGCCUCCACGUCGUGACAACUUCCCUCGUAACAGAGCCGAGGAGGAUAAGACUCGUAAAGAGUGGCUGAGGCUGUACAAUCGGAGGUACUUCGUGACCCGGGCAUGGUCUUAGGGACGACGGCGGGGCGAUGACGCUCUACCACCGUCCUUCGUCAUCGUCAGGAGUCCCUCAGGACUCAUCCUGUCUCCCGGACCUGUUCCCGACUUCGGUCUCGAUCCUAGUUUCCAACAACGAACGUUGCUGGUGCCAUUCAGCCAGCAAACUAGCAAAGACGAACGCGGAUAACGCGUUCGCCAAGAGGCAUGAAAGAUCGACCUCAUCGACCUUAUCGAGAUCAUCACGGACAGGCGAUGCCCCUCGAAGAGGUUCAAGGAUUGCUACUUCCACCUUCCAGAACAGGUAACCGGGGACCUCUGAAUGUGACAAUUGUACAGGUCGGGAAAGGAAAUGGGGGCGGUGGAGAUGGCGGAAGUGAUUUACUGAGAUUGGAACCACCAUCGGAUUUAAGGCCAACUCCGUCGCCCUUAUCCGAUACCAGUGUCACACUACAGUCUGACAACAAUGAUACCUUUAGUGGAGGUGUCGAUCCACGAUUACUGUUGGGUGCUAGCACCGGUGGCGAUCGUAGCACGUGGGAGGGUCGUUACCACGUGAAAGAACAUCGACGUGCAGGAAAAGCUACCUUCCAGGGUCAAGUUUACAAUUUCCUGGAGCGACCAACCGGCUGGAAGUGCUUCCUCUACCACUUCUCUGUGUAA